AUGGUUAUCCAAGUACAGAACCUGAGGUUCCAUGAAGCAAUUGGCGAGACAAUAGCGCUGUCCGUCGGUUCACCCCGCCAUCUACAAACUCUUGGCCUUGUGCAGAAGUCCAUAGAUGACACCGCACACGACAUCAACUUCCUGUUCACACAGGCGAUGGACAAGCUAGCUUUCUUGCCCUUCGCUCUAGUGAUGGAUAGGUGGCGCUGGGACGUCUUCGCUGGUGAUGUCAGGAAAGAACAAUACAACUGCCAUUGGUGGAGACUAAGGGAGCAGUACCAAGGUGUGAAGCCGCCCGUUCUUCGCUCCGAGUUGGACUUCGAUCCGGGUUCAAAGUAUCACAUACCAGCGAACAUACCAUAUAUAAGGUAA
Molecule: messenger RNA, 372 nt
Organism: Parnassius apollo (apollo)
Lineage: Eukaryota; Metazoa; Arthropoda; Insecta; Lepidoptera; Papilionidae
Source: the annotation of a GenBank genome assembly